UCUGGCUACAGGAGCAGCUUCCUGACAUAAUGGGAUUUGGGUGGCAAUUUCACCUCUCCCUGCUCCUCGCUAUUUGUACUAAAGGUGUGAUCAUCAUAGCUGUAGAGUUCAUGGACCUUCCACGUACUGUGGAGGUAGAAGAAAGUAUGACUACAGGAGUUGUGGCCAGUUUCACUGUCAAUUGCACAGCACCCUCAAGCACAGGAUUCAAUGUAUCUUUGGAGAGCAUCAAUCCUACAGUCACGUUUUUCAAUUCACCAAAUGCCUUAGGCAAUGGCACCUUCCAGGUAACCCUUCGCCCUGGCACUGCUCUGAAUGCCAGAGAGGUGAAUCAAUAUACCUUGGUGUUCAAAGCAGAAUGCCCAGGAGAAUCCUCUGUUACAAGUCAGGUUUACAUUCACGUGAAAGCAGAAGACAUUUUAGAGUGCGACAACACAUUUCUUAACACAGUUGCAAGACCAUUACUAGUUCCUGAGAAUGUUCCUCCUGAAGCUGUCAUCUACACCGUUGAACUGAAGAGGCGAGGCAGUGGCAAUUUGACAUUUGCCUUUGAAAAUGAUUCCGUGCCUUUCACCAUAAAUUCAGUAGGAGAAGUGCGUGUUCCUGCCACAGGUUUCACUCGUGCACAAGCUGGUAAGCUAUUCCAAACAUAUAUUGUGGUCCGUGGCAAUGAUGGGAGAAGCUGUCGCAGUUUUCUGGUGGUGCAAGUGCAGCCUGUUUACCACAACACAGUAAAUUUCACGGAGUCAUCGAAAGCAGUGUCUGUGUUGGAAAACCAAGGUCCCUUCCAGACUGUCACACGUGUCCAUGCCUAUGGGGGAGAAGGGCAUGUGCUCUACCAGAUUGUGUCUCCAGGCACAGACUAUUUCACCAUUGAUUCUGUGACAGGUGAGAUUAAGAACACAUACAACUUAGAUUUGGACCGCAAUCCAGGAUUGGCCCACACGUUGCUGGAGGUGAGAGCCUACAAUAUGCUCCAUCCCACUGAUAGUGCCACCAUCAUAAUCAACAUUACUGUACAACGGUGGAACCUGCAAGGACUCGUGUGUCACCCUGCUAUAUAUGUGACUGAGAUUCCAGAGACUUCUCCCAUUGGGAUGAGCCUGACACCUGUGUCUUGUGUUCAUAAAGAUGGUGACAACAUAUCCCUUCAGUACCAAAUGGAGAACAGCCAAAUUCCUCCCUAUAGUUUUUCUAUGGAGAAUAAUAUGCUGCGGGUGAAUACCACUUUGGAUUGUGACUCUGCAGCCAUGGCCAGCUUUAAAUUCCAGUACCAGGCCACCAUUUUGGUAACAGACAGUGGAAGCCCCCAACAAACCACCAAAAUACCAGUGCUGGUGACAGUAAGCAGGGUGAAUGAAUACAUGCCAGAGUGCUCACCACGGUUCUCCUCUAGUAUACCAGAGAAUGCUGCCUUCGGAAGCUUUGUUGCCAAUUUCAGUGGCACUGACCGAGACUAUCCCUUCAACAACAUUGAAUACAGCAUCCUUCAAAGAGGAGAUGCUUUCUACAUUAGUCGUCGCACAGGAAAUCUGUAUGUAUUGGGCCCAUUGGACUAUGAAGAACAAACAACAUAUCACCUGACCAUCAGUCUGAAGGAUCUGGACAAUGAUGCAAAUUCACUACUUCCAAAGAUAAACUUUUGUAACAUUACCAUUAAUGUACUGAAUGUGAAUGACGAGGCUCCUGUGUGUACACCUGCCUUUCAGCAGCAUACCAUAUAUUCCACAUUGGCCAGCAACACAAACAUCCUGACACUGCAGUGCCACGAUAAUGAGGAAGGAAGUCAACUGGCCUACACCAUUGUUGGUGGUAACACAAAUGAGCGAUUUUACAUGCAAGGGAGUACACUGUUCCAUAAAAUAUUCUCCUACAAUCGUGAUGGUAUUUUUGACCCACUAAUUUAUGAGCUUCUGGUGGAAGUGACAGAUAGCCGUAGCACACCUCGCUUUAGCACCACAGCUACCGUUAUUGUUUAUGUGAUUCCUUGGACAACCACAGUGCCUACCACUACUAUGACUACUGUUACCAAGAUGGUAUCCAAGAUGCCCAUCAUUUUGCACAGAACAGAGGAAUACUGGGCUCCAGAUCCCUGGUUCGUGGUGGUCCUUACGUUCACUGGAAUUCUUCUCCUCUUGGCCUUGAGUUUGUUGUUCUGGCAAUUCUGUUGGAGGAAGGCACCAAGAGAGAUAUCUCAGCCCCUACUGCAGAGCAGGGGCAAAAAGUCAGAAAGAAACUACGUUGUGACAGAAGAACCAAGCAAGGACAAAGGGAAAGAUUACAAUGAGGUGCUGAGUCUGCAGCACCACUUUGAUGGCUGUGCUCAGGACCCUGUCACUGGCCAAUAUUACCUGUAUGACAGCAGCAGUGGAGCACGGCGCUGGGUGUGAGUGUGGCUUUUUCUGUCCUAAGGACUGCAGCGCAUGUGCACAGAGACAUAAUGGAAAGGGAAGAUGAAGAGCAGGCCUUCUGCACAGAAUAUAUACUGUAAUCCAGAGGUCGCCAAUGUUUUUGAGCCUGCAGGCACAUUUGGAAUUCUGACACAGUGUGGUAGGUGCGGCAGCAAAAUGACUGCUGCAGGAAAUGGAGCCAGCCCUGAAAUGGCUGCUACAGCUUACCUUCGGUCACACAGUGAAGAUUCUUGUGCUGUGGAAGCAGUUUUUGCCAGAGCAAUGUUUUUAAAAAUCUGCACAGCCAAUCAAUACUCCAGUGGCCAAUCAGAAGCCAUGACAAAAGUCCUACCUGGCACCACCCACUUUCUAAAAACACUUGGCAGGCACCACAUUGGGGACUAGGGAUGCCAGUCCCCUGCUCCCACCCUCCACCCCCUGCCCCUGCUUACCUGGCCAGCGCGGGGGGGGCGUGCCUCCCAGGGUUAGGGCUGCCAGACCCCCGGUGGGGGCCCUCCCACCCCCGCCCCCACUUACCUGGCCAGUGGGGAGGCGUGCACCUUCCAUGCGCGCCUCCCUGUGGUGCUGUGCGCCCCCACGCACAGCAGCCCCAGGAUCAGGCCUGUUUUGGCCUGGGUCGGGGCCCCUGUGGAGUGCAGGAGCGUUCCUGUGCUCCGCAGGGGCCCACAACAGGCCUGAUCAGCACCCAAGCGGGGGCUGCGUGAUGACAUCACUCCCAGAAGUGACAUCAUCACGCUUGCAGGAGCGUGCACGCGCACGCUUCACACACACGCGCACAAGCUCCACCAAGGUAAGAGCCAGGCCCCAGUCUCCCACUGGGAGAUCGAGGGGGCCUGGUAACCCUACCCAGGGUGCACUCCUGGGUGGCACAGCACACUCCUGCGCACCGCAGCAGCCCAAUUGGAGAGGAUUCAGGUCUGAAUUGGGUCCAAAUUGGCCCAGAUUUGGGCCAAAUCAGGCCUGAAUCAUCCCAAAUUGGGCCACUGCAGAACACAGUACCCAAAUUGGGCCCAAAUCAUCCCAAAUCAGGUCUGAAUUGACCCCCCAAUUUGGCUCCCUGAGAUCCCAGGGGGGCAAAUCACAUGCUCCCAGGGCAGCAUGUGACCCACACAAUGAUGUCACUUCCCAGAAAUGACAUCAUCGUUCAAGCCAGGAGCAGGGGUGGCGGGGGACCUGGCAACCCUAUUGGGGACCCCUGCUGUAAACUAUCUCUGUAAUAGUCCAUGGUACGUCCUCAAUAUUGUUGGAAUAGAGGCCAGUCUUUCCUAUAAAUUUUCUCUAAUUAUUACACCCACUGUGUAUGUACCUGCAGAAGCUAAGUGCUACAAUUGAGAGCCUCUCCUCUAGCCAACUAUAUUUCCUUGGCCAAUUCCUUUUUCCAUUUGGUAAGCUUCAAGAGCAGACACUUAGAGCUACCACCUUGGUUUUUCUUCUCCUCGGUGCCUACUUCUAAUUGUAUGUGACACAGAAUCUAGUGAAUUUUUCCCACUACUUAUCUUUAUGCCUAGAAAAUCAUCAAAUCAGGUAGAAGGUAGACAAGAUGCAGUGGGAAUAAAAUGGCUCCUUAAAAAUAAGGAGGGUUACUGGUGUUUUUCACGGAGGUAGCUGGAAGUUCUGCAGUUGCAAGCAAAGGUUCAAGGGGAGUGGUUGAACAGGGAGUACAGGCAGAAGCAGAGAAACUGUAUGACCUGGCUGGGUGCUAAUAAUCCUAGCAGCUUCUACAUAUAGAUAGGAGCUGGGCUUGACAGGAAUGUUGUGUACCUAUUUCUCUUCCAUUUCCUGAUGUGCUGUGUACAUUUUUUUCCAAUUCGCCGAUGUGCUGUGAAGUCUUCCUGACCCACAGUGAAAUACCAUGAUUGCAUUUCUUUCCUUUUAUGUGUGCUAGUUGGGAGAUUUUCCCAUUAAGAUAACUUUUUGAACAUUUUCUCUUGUAGAAGGUAAAUAAAUUUGCUUUUUAACUCUCUUGGAUUUGCUGUGAUUGGAAUUCAUUGCUCUUGGUGGUGGUUUCUUGUGAAUAGAACUAUCAGUGUAAUAUUAA
This is a messenger RNA of Eublepharis macularius, 4449 nucleotides long. RefSeq names its product cadherin related family member 4 (gene CDHR4). Gene Ontology annotation, molecular function: calcium ion binding. Lineage: Eukaryota; Metazoa; Chordata; Lepidosauria; Squamata; Eublepharidae. Bases 30 to 2390 code for a protein of 786 amino acids. The transcript has 20 exons. The record is from RefSeq and is a predicted model, not a curated record. Gene Ontology annotation, biological process: homophilic cell-cell adhesion. Gene Ontology annotation, cellular component: membrane; cell-cell junction.